AAACGUCCAAGCCAGUUUUUGUCUGCAACCGGCGCUCACCACAAAUAUAUACCGUUGCUUGUGCCAGCAAUUGCUCCUGAUCAAUCUACCCUCGCUAGCCCCACCAUGAAGGAAUACAAAUUAGUCGUUGUCGGAGGCGGUGGUGUCGGUAAGUCGGCGCUCACCAUCCAGCUCAUCCAGAGCCACUUUGUUGACGAGUACGACCCCACCAUUGAGGACUCCUACCGCAAGCAGUGUACCAUCGACAAGGAGCAGGUGCUUCUUGACGUGCUUGACACCGCCGGACAGGAGGAGUACAGCGCCAUGCGCGAGCAGUACAUGAGAACCGGUGAAGGUUUCUUGCUUGUGUACUCAAUCAACUCUAAAAACUCGUUGGAGGAGCUCCAGUCAUUCUACGAGCAGAUCUUGAGAGUCAAGGACGCCGACUCCGUGCCGGUGUUGGUGGUCGGAAACAAGUGUGACUUGGAGAUUGAGAGACAGGUCAGCUACGAGGAGGGGUUGAGUUUGGCCAAGUCGUUCAACUGCCAGUUUUUGGAGACCUCUGCUAAACAGCGCAUCAACGUCGAGGAGGCAUUUUUCGACUUGGUGCGGUCGGUGCGUGACCAGGACGCCGUGGUCGCCGACUCCGACGACAAGGACGCCCUCAACCACACUGCGUCUGCCGCCAACACCGACUCGGGCGCUGUUUCGCCAACCAACGGCAAGAGCAGUGCUGCCGUGGCCCCCCAGCUGCAGCCCCAGGCUUUAAUUGUUUAGUUAUUUAAUGUACCUAGGUCGCCGAUCUAGAAUAAAGAGCGAACUAGAAGUUGGAUGUAAGAACGAGAUGAUGCAUUUUUCAUUUGUAGUGAAAUAUUGGUAUUAUUCUGAGCACGAGACAUUUG
This is a messenger RNA of Suhomyces tanzawaensis NRRL Y-17324, 881 nucleotides long. It is a transcript of the gene RAS1, whose product is annotated as Ras family GTPase. Gene Ontology annotation, biological process: signal transduction. Gene Ontology annotation, cellular component: plasma membrane. The coding region runs from base 106 to 756 and encodes 216 amino acids. The record is from RefSeq and is a predicted model, not a curated record. Gene Ontology annotation, molecular function: GTPase activity; GDP binding; GTP binding. The transcript is spliced from 2 exons. Lineage: Eukaryota; Fungi; Ascomycota; Pichiomycetes; Serinales; Debaryomycetaceae.